Molecule: messenger RNA, 579 nt
Organism: Haemonchus placei
Lineage: Eukaryota; Metazoa; Nematoda; Chromadorea; Rhabditida; Trichostrongylidae
Source: the annotation of a GenBank genome assembly
AUGAACAGCCCAACGCUACGAACUGAUAAUGUGAUGGCCGGUCCACCAGCUCCUCAACAUAGCACAGCCCAAAGAUCUGGCUCCGUUCACGUCGGACCACCAGGAUAUGCUCAGCAGCAGCAACAAAACAAUCAACAACAGCAACAACUACAACAGCAACCGCAACCACAACAGCAGCAACAACUACAGCAACAACCGCAACAACAACAACAACAACUGCAGCCACAACAACAACAACAGCAACAACAACCUAUGGUUAUGAGUCCAUCACCUCAACCACAAUAUGGUCUUGGCCAAAUGACGAACAUGAUCCAGAGCCCUGUCCUUCCAGGGUUAAUCCCACCACAACAGUACAAUCCAUUCAAUCAACUGCCCAUGCAGCAGAUGCCACAACCCAUUGGAAGUGUAUACGGACAACAGCCUAACCUGUAUAUGCCCCUUCAGCAAGUUCCUGCAGCUACCCAGCAGCAGUCUCAGUUCCAACCUCAACCUCAACUACAACCUCAAGGUGAACAAUUAGUCCUACUUGUUUUUGACAUUCCUUCAACUCUCCAAAACCACUUCAUUAUUAUAAAAUGA